AUCUAAGUGUGUAACAAGCAAGAUGGCGAAGUGUUUCUAUAACAACUCACAUCUGAUCCUCUCAAGUGUGUCUGAUGAAGAGCUUGGAGCCAUACAAUUGUUCCACUGCCAUGCGGAAUCACACCUGUCUUUCUCUCUCGCAUUGUGUGUCAUUUUCAUAAUACUCGGCAUUCCUGGCAACGUCAUUACCAUUGUAGCUCUUGCUUGUGAUAAAAAAGUAAGGAACGUAACAGCUGUGUUCAUAAUAAAUCUUCACAUAAGUAACCUGCUGACUUGCAUUAUAAUCUUGCCGCUAUCAGCGUCGGCUUUUGCUAAGAACCAUUGGACAUAUGGAAAAGCAAUGUGCAUCGCGUAUGCGUACAUCAGAUUCACGUUGGCUAUCUGCUCUAUCCUAAGUAUCUUAGCCAUCUCUGUCACCAGAUUCAUAUUGGUGUGCUUUCCAUUCUCCUAUAUCAAGAUUUAUAAUAGAAGAAACGUAUCAAUAAUAUUACUGCUGAUCUGGGUAACUGCCUUAACCAUAUAUACGCCAUAUUAUUUUGUAGGACUGGGCAGCUUUGGUUUAGAUUCCAACCAAGGAUUCUGUACCGUCAUAUAUGAAAAGUAUGGGGGAAUACUUUAUUUAUGUUUCGGCUAUGUACUACCUAUUACCAUUAUGAUCUUGUGUUACAUCAAAAUUUGGUGGGCAGUGACGAAAAUAAAAAGGAAAACGCAAAAUAAAAAUUUGACUUCGUGUCCUUCAAAUAACGUGACGCACAAUUUAAAUGGUACUAGAAGCACUUCAAGACCAAUUCUCAAUAGCGACUCUUCUUGUCAAGGGGACAACACAAGUAACAACAGUGCGGUCCCACCCAGCAACGAAGCAAAUACUCCCAAAGGAAGAAAUACUGUUGAAGAAAUCUUCCAAGCAACUAAAAGGCGACUAAAAGGCCCAACAAAAAGAGACAAAAGACUUUUACCCAUGAUAAUGGCUAUUAUUAUAGCUUUCAGUUUCGUUCAAUUACCUGCAAUGAUAGGCAGGCUCCUUAUAUUGGAUAAACCCAAAUAUCCUUUGACAAUGAUGAUGUUACAAAUGAUUAGUUUUUCAGAUUAUUGUAUAAAUCCUAUUAUCUAUGUGUUUAUGUCCACCGAGUAUCGACAGGCAUAUAUUAAACUUUUCAGAACAGUAAUAAUUAAACUUCGAAGAAAUCUAAAUUAGAAAGUAUAUGUAGUAUACCAAUAGUGAUAAUGCGCAUUAAAGUUUUCGUCACUGUUCGGCAACAGUCGUAUGUCGUACGUCUACAAACCUCAGAAGACCAAAUAUGAAUUGGUAUAGUGGUGUAUUUUUUCAUGCAUACUAUAGUAGAUUUAUGUGUUUGUGUACAAAACCAAGAAGGAUGUAUAGAUGCAGCUCAACCUCUUCGACAUAGAGAGAACACAUGUGAACAGUCUCCACCAUUAUACAUAUACAUAUAAAGACGACAGACGGACCUUUGUCUAGGUGGCCACCAUUUAUACAAUUAGUUUUACUAUAAAUAAUAUAACAUAGGUAGUAUAUAUAUUAUAUCUUCGAAUAUAUAUUAAUAUUUCAAAUUUAAUUUUGUAUUUUCCUACUCAGAAUUUGUAUUUAUAGCACCAAAUACACAUUUUAUAAUAGUAAUUUAUUUUUGAUUUAGACCUAAUAAUAUCUUAGACCUUAAUAACUUUUUAGGUUAUUAUAAUAGUAAAUACUUACAUACGGAGUGU
Messenger RNA from Spodoptera frugiperda (fall armyworm), 1722 nucleotides. RefSeq names its product G-protein coupled receptor moody-like. Gene Ontology annotation, molecular function: G protein-coupled receptor activity. Bases 23 to 1195 code for a protein of 390 amino acids. Gene Ontology annotation, biological process: G protein-coupled receptor signaling pathway. The transcript has 3 exons. Lineage: Eukaryota; Metazoa; Arthropoda; Insecta; Lepidoptera; Noctuidae. Gene Ontology annotation, cellular component: membrane. The record is from RefSeq and is a predicted model, not a curated record.